Lutzomyia longipalpis is the source of this 758-nucleotide messenger RNA. RefSeq names its product COMM domain-containing protein 2. NCBI's taxonomy places the organism in Eukaryota, Metazoa, Arthropoda, Insecta, Diptera, Psychodidae. The coding region runs from base 90 to 740 and encodes 216 amino acids. The transcript has 3 exons. The record is from RefSeq and is a predicted model, not a curated record.
GAAACACAUGUUUCAAGAAUGCGUAAUUCUGAAACAUCUGAAACCAGAUUGGAAAACAAAAAUAAACUUUUAUAAAAAAUUCCUCAAAAAUGUUAUUUUUUAUAAAGAAUUCUCAGAAAGAUCGGCUGCUUUUCCUCUCACAGCAGCCUCCAGAAGUUAUCGUUGAUUUCUGUAAGCUGGCAUUGGAUUACCUGGCCAAUGGACCAAACGAGAAGAAGUAUUCCAUUGCUGCACAAAAACUCAACGUCGUCCAGGAAGAUGUAGGAUCAACCGUAGAAUGCCUGCUUUCCCUGCUCAUUGACUGUGCGGCUUUCAAUGUCACUGAGGCUGAUUUUCAGGAAUUAUCAAGCCUCAAAUUUUCUUCAGAACAAAUUGCGAUUCUCUGGCAAUUUGUUACCAACAAAAACGAAUACGUGCGUAGUCUGCUGCAGAGUCGACAGAGGCACGACUACCGAUUUCGGGAUCUUGAAUGGCGCCUGGAUGCACGUGUGGCCAGUAGAUCGAAUCUCUCACAAGCCACACCACAGAUCACGAUGAAGUUCCAUCUAGAUCGUGAAACAAUUAAUGAGCACAAGGACAGAAUUUACGACACUACUGACACGUCCUCGAGUCGGAAGCAAAUUGUGGUGAGUACAGAUCCUUGCAAUCUCACCCACAUCAUUGCCACCCUGGAAAAUGCUCUUCAGCAAUCGAAAACACACAGAACCAGGAACUUUGUGAAAGCAUUCCAGCAGCAAUAGAAGAUGAUAUUCAAGUUA